Microtus ochrogaster (prairie vole) is the source of this 1008-nucleotide messenger RNA. It is a transcript of the gene Dbx1, whose product is annotated as developing brain homeobox 1. Gene Ontology annotation, biological process: cell differentiation in spinal cord; regulation of transcription by RNA polymerase II. The record is from RefSeq and is a predicted model, not a curated record. Gene Ontology annotation, molecular function: DNA-binding transcription factor activity, RNA polymerase II-specific; DNA binding. Lineage: Eukaryota; Metazoa; Chordata; Mammalia; Rodentia; Cricetidae.
AUGAUGUUCCCCGGCCUCCUCGCGCCCCCCACGGGGUAUCCCAGCCUCCUGCGACCCACGCCCACCUUAACACUGCCCCAGUCCCUUCAAUCUGCGUUUUCCGGCCACUCUAGUUUUCUAGUGGAAGAUUUGAUCCGCAUCAGUCGGCCCCCCACCUACCUGCCCCGUAGUAUACCCACUGCCAGCCUGUCACCCCCAAGGCAGGAGGCUCCCACAGUCCUCGCCGACUCGGGGACCUCGGACCUGGGUUCUCCGGGGCCAGGGAACCGGCGUGGCAGCUCUCCACAGACAGCCCUCUCCCCUGCCAGCGAGCCCACGUUUCUGAAGUUUGGGGUGAAUGCCAUCCUCUCAUCAGUGCCCAGAAGAGAAACGUCGCCGGCUUUGCUGCAGAACCCCCCUCCCAAGACGUUCGCCUUUCCUUACUUCGAAGGCUCCUUCCAACCCUUCAUUAGAUCCUCCUAUUUCCCAGCGUCCUCCAACGUCGUGCCGAUCCCCGGGACGUUCUCCUGGCCCCUGGCCGCUCGCGGCAAGCCUCGCCGGGGCAUGCUGCGCAGAGCCGUGUUCUCUGAUGUGCAGCGCAAAGCCCUGGAGAAGACGUUCCAGAAGCAGAAAUACAUCAGCAAGCCUGACCGGAAGAAGCUGGCCGCCAAACUGGGCUUGAAGGACUCGCAGGUGAAAAUCUGGUUCCAGAAUCGACGCAUGAAGUGGCGGAACUCCAAAGAACGCGAGCUCCUAUCUAGCGGGGGCUGCCGAGAGCAGACCUUGCCCACGAAACUAAACCCUCACCCAGACCUUAGUGACGUAGGCCAGAAGGGCCCUGGGGAUGAGGAAGAAGACAUCCGGGAUCCCUGCCUGGCCUACCAUGCACCCCCUGACCCUCGACACCUGCUGGAAGGGCCCCUGCCCGCCUCCCCUGAGCACUCCAGCAGCCCUGGGAAACCCUCGGACUUCUCUGAUUCCGAUGAGGAUGAGGAGGGUGAGGAGGACGAAGAAAUCACUGUGUCCUAG